Molecule: messenger RNA, 2435 nt
Organism: Condylostylus longicornis
Lineage: Eukaryota; Metazoa; Arthropoda; Insecta; Diptera; Dolichopodidae
Gene: Xpd
Product: general transcription and DNA repair factor IIH helicase subunit XPD
Exons: 1
Coding region: 72-2384 (770 amino acids)
Biological process (GO): transcription by RNA polymerase II; positive regulation of mitotic recombination; nucleotide-excision repair
Cellular component (GO): nucleus
Molecular function (GO): hydrolase activity, acting on acid anhydrides, in phosphorus-containing anhydrides; ATP binding; DNA helicase activity
Source: RefSeq, a predicted model, not a curated record
CAACUUUGGUUUCGGUUAGGAGAUACGACACAAAUAUUAUUUAAAAUAAAACUUUAGAAUAUCAAAUAAAAAUGAUUUUAAAUAUAGAUGGACUAAAAGUUCUUUUUCCAUAUGAAUACAUAUAUCCGGAACAAUAUUCAUAUAUGCUGGAGCUGAAAAAAGCACUUGAUGCUAAAGGGCAUUGUGUUUUAGAAAUGCCAUCGGGGACCGGCAAAACAGUAACGUUAUUAUCUCUGAUUGUUGCAUAUAUGAUAAAUAAUCCAGAUGAAGUAAGGAAAUUGAUAUAUUGUUCUCGAACGGUGCCCGAAAUAGAAAAAGUUAUAGCAGAAUUGAAAAAUUUAAUAUGCUACUAUAGGAGACAUGGAAGUAAUAGAAUAGAAGAUGUGAUUGCGUUGGUUUUGAGUUCACGGAAAAAUUUAUGCAUCCAUCCAGAAGUUAAUAAAGAACUUGAAGGUGAAUCUGUAGAUGCAAGAUGUCAUGGUUUAACAGCUAGUUAUGUUAGACUACGGCAUGAGAAUGAUAGUAGUGUACCAUUAUGUCAGUAUUAUGAAGGAUACACUUCAGAAGGAAAAGAAAUGAUAAUACCGGCUGGAGUAUAUAGCAUAGACGAUUUGAAGGAAUUUGGUAGAUAUAAAAAUUGGUGUCCGUACUUCACAGCCAGAUGUGCUGUCAAUUAUGCAAAUAUUGUUGUAUAUAGUUACCAUUACCUAUUGGAUCCUAAAAUAGCUGGUGUUGUGUCGAAAGAAUUAGCUAAAGAAUCUGUAGUUGUAUUUGAUGAAGCCCACAACAUUGACAACGUUUGUUUGGAUGCAAUGAGUGUAAAGAUCAAUAAACGAACAAUAGAAAAAAGCACAACGGCUUUAAAUAAUUUGGACAAGUGUGUUCAAGAUGAAGAUAACAUAACAAGAUUAGCAGAAGAAUACCACAGGAUGGUAAAAGGUUUAAAGGAUGAAAAAAUAGCUAGAGAAACUGAUAUGAUAUUAGCCAACCCACUCUUACCGCAGGAUAUUUUGCAUGGCGCUGUUCCUGGAAAUAUUCGUCGAGCGGAUCAUUUUUUGAGACUCCUUCGCCGUGUUAUUGAGUACAUCAAAACUAGAUUAAGGGUUCACCAGGACACACAAGAAUCUCCAGCUUCUUUUUUAAAAGAUGUUUCAAAUAAAGUUUGUGUAGAUCGUAAAACACUGCAGUUUUGUGCUGAGAGACUAGCAAGCUUAUUAAGGACGUUAGAAGUAACGGAUAUGAGAGAAAUAAGUGCACUAGUAGUUAUAACAUAUUUUGCAACAUUAGUUUCAACAUACACUCAAGGGUUCAAAAUAAUAAUAGAACCGAAUGAUAAUAAAGCGCCUUCUGCUUCAAGCCCAGUUUUAUAUUUCAGUUGUUUAGAUUCAUCAAUAGCCAUAAGUCCAAUAUUUAAACGUUUUCAAUCUGUUGUAAUUACAUCUGGUACUCUCUCCCCUAUGGAUAUGUAUCCAAAAAUAUUAAAUUUCCUUCCAGUAAGAAUGUGUUCUUUUACAAUGACUUUAGCGAGACCAUGUGUUCUUCCAAUGAUAAUAUCCAAAGGAAACGACCAAGUUACAAUAACAUCUAAAUUUGAAACAAGAGAAGAUACAGCAGUUUUACGAAAUUAUGGUCAAUUAUUAGUUGAAACGGCAAAAAUUGUACCAGAUGGAGUAGUAUGCUUUUUUACUUCGUAUUUAUAUUUAGAAUCAGUGGUUGCGUCAUGGUAUGAUCAAGGAAUAGUUGACACGUUAUUAAAAUAUAAGUUAUUAUUUAUAGAAACUCAAGAUAACGCUGAAACUAGUUAUGCUCUAAUGAAUUAUAUAAAAGCUUGUGACUGUGGUCGCGGAGCAGUAUUGUUAGCAGUGGCAAGAGGAAAGGUAUCAGAAGGUGUAGAUUUUGAUCAUCAUUAUGGUCGUGCUGUUCUUAUGUUCGGAAUACCUUAUGUUUAUACACAAUCAAAUGUCUUAAAAGCUCGACUUGAAUAUUUACGUGAUCAAUUUCAAAUUCAUGAAAAUGAUUUUCUUACAUUUGAUGCUAUGAGACAUGCUGCGCAAUGCGUUGGAAGAGCUUUGCGUGGCAAAACAGAUUAUGGCAUUAUGGUAUUUGCUGAUAAAAGGUUUGCUCAUCCAGAUAAAAGAAAUAAAUUACCAAAGUGGAUACAGGAACAAUUAAAAGAUAGCUAUAUAAAUUUGAGUACGGAGGGAGCUAUGAAAAUAGCAAGAAAGUGGUUAAAAUAUAUGGCGCAACCAUUUCAACGAGAAGAUCAGUUGGGUAUUUCUUUAUUAACUUUGGAACAAUUAGAAAAAAAACAAAAAGAAAAACUAGAAAAAGAACAAUCAAAAGACAAUGUGGAAGAACCUAUAAUCAUCGAUUUAAUUGAAUAAACUCACAUAUGUAUGUAAUAUAUGUAAAAACUAAAAAAUAUAUGUAACGUA